Paramecium pentaurelia is the source of this 886-nucleotide messenger RNA. The record is from the annotation of a GenBank genome assembly. Lineage: Eukaryota; Ciliophora; Oligohymenophorea; Peniculida; Parameciidae.
UAUGUUAGGGAACAAUGCAACUGAAAAAAAAGUAAUUGAGUUAAAAGAAGUAUCACUAAACCAAGAUUAGAUACGAUCAAUAUUAAAAUAAUAAUAAAAAGAAUUUAGAUAAUAUAGCGUUGAUAAAAGAAAAUCUCUAAUAUUACAAAGAAUUGAAGAUAUUAAGAGAGACAGAAUGCUUAAAUCUGAUGGAACAGUACAUCACUCAGAAGAUUUUAGAAAAGCAAACAAAGCUCUGGAAUAUUUCCAACCUGAAUUCCCUAUACUUAAAUUUCCCGUAUUAAUCUUCUUUAUUUUAGGAAGACACUGUGUUAAAUACUUAUGACAAUACCAAAAGAUGGUUGAAAGAAUUCGAUUUUCCUAAUAAAAAAUAAUAUUGGCAAGAGUUUAAGAAGAGAAACUUUAAACAUUAUCCAGGAUAACCUUUUAGUUAUGCACCAGGAGUUCCUACUUAUUUUGAGGAGUUCAAAGCAUACCAUCAUAUAGAGCAUGAAGAAUCUUAAGUUGAAAAAUAUUAACGACUCUAAUAGUAUAAUAUUUUAUAUCAUCCAGGAAAAAAGUAUUAUAUGUUUAACCAACAAAAGUAGUUGGAGGUGAAUUUAGUAGACCUAUUUUUGACAGGACUCAUGUCCAUGUAGAAUUAAAUCCUAUUCAUUAAGUGUAAUAUCUACCUAAUCCUGUCUCUGCAGAUUCAACUGACUAUAGAUAAUUAAGUAGAUAAUCAAUUAAAUCUAAAUUGAAUGAUAUGCAAAGAGUUAAACCAUUUACUUCAUGUAGUACUAGAAGUUAAAUAUUCUAAUUAAAAUACAAACCUAUGAAUGCUGAAAGUACAUAAGAAACAGCUAAAACUUCUAAAAAACCUAUUGAUGAUGAUUUUGAUAUUUGA